Molecule: messenger RNA, 2249 nt
Organism: Nylanderia fulva
Lineage: Eukaryota; Metazoa; Arthropoda; Insecta; Hymenoptera; Formicidae
Source: RefSeq, a predicted model, not a curated record
UUUUCGCUGCAAUCUAUCGCGUGAUCGAGCGCGCCACAAUAGAUUCAAUCUCGGAAUCAUUUCCGGGGCCGCCGAGGAAAGGAGAGACCUCCCGGUCGCCUGCUCGCCCGGGGCUCUCCUGUCGAGACUCGGUCUGUCUGUGUUCACGACGCGGCUUCUGUCACGCCAAACGUCAAAGAGACAGCGCGCGACCUAACCUUGUCUCCUCGUCUCGGACUCCCGGUGUACGAUGCUAUCGCUAUUCGCGUCCGAUUCGAAUCCCGAUCGAACGAUGACAGAUGUUGACAAGAACGACGAUGACGUCGAGGAUGUUACUUCUGCGAUUCGCGCGUCAAAUAUCAUGUUCACUCGUGUUAACCUCCUUUCUGGUUAUGUGAAUUUGAGCUUCAAAUUUCACUCGUUAAAGAAAUCCGCGAUUUGAGUUGCAGUUUCUCUGGAAGAAACUGCGCGAUGAUGAUGAUUGAUUGCUGGCCGUACAAUGGAUGUGAGUACUGGCAAUAAUGACGAUGUGUCCUUCCGUUUGGGAGAAAUGUUUGACAGUUACGAGGAGCUGGAACAAAAGCUGGAUAGAUUCUCAAAGCACAGUCUGGUACAUUAUUGGAGACGUGAUAGUAGAACUGUGAGCGGAGCUCAUAUGAAGACUGCACGACCCAUCAGCGAGAGAUUAAAGUAUUAUUCUGUUAAAUAUGCUUGCAUUUAUGGUGGCCAGAAAUUCCUUCCACGUGGUGCUGGCAGAAGACAAUCUCAGUCUAUACGAACAAAUUGUCCUGCUCAUAUUAUGCUCAGGGCAUCUAAAGAUGGCACAAAGUUAGAAGUAACCAGUGUCAAUAAUGAACAUAAUCAUGAAAUCUCAGAGGAACUGUUUAAGAAUCUUCCACAAGAAAGAAAGCUCUGUGGUGAAAUCAGACAAGAAGUUCAAGACCUUCUACAAUUGCAUAUUGAUCGUAAGAGAUUAAGGGAAUAUGUGCGAUUGCGUACUAAUAAGGUAUUGCGAUCCAAAGAUCUAUUCAACAUAGCAGCAGCUAAUAAACAGAAGAGAGACAUCACACCAGAGCGAGCAUAUCAAUUAUAUAAGAAGAUUCAUGACAUUGAAAAGAUGCAGAACAGAAAUAGAAAGAUAUAUCCUGAAUCUGAGGAUGAGAUAGCACAAACUAUAAAAAGAAUGAAAAAUGAACAGGAAUCUGCCUGGGGUCAAGAUGGAUUAUCAACAGAGUUAGAAGUGAGUGAAGGCAAUGACGGUGAAGACUCUUAUAGUGGUCAGUUGACGCAAGAAGAGGUAGUCGAUGAAAUCGAUACAAAGAGCGAACUAAUGAGAGUCGACAAUGAAGGUGAUAUAAUAGCGACUGACGGAGAAAUAGUAGGCGAGUUGGUGAUGGAGAAUAGUGACCCAUCAGUGAUAGUCGAGUCUAUCGUUAACGCGGAUGGUUCCGUUUUCGUUGACGAAAGAGAAUUCAAUAGCUAUUGCAACAAUAAUUUGUCGCACACGGUGGACGAUAGCCAAUCGCCGGAACCGCGUGUUUUAGAUAUAGAAACCAUUGCUUCGACUACCACUAUCGAAAAAAUCACAAAGGAAACGUCUGCUUCGCCUAAUCACAAGUCGCAAGCUAGUUCUUUGACUCUGCAACAGUCGCCGAAGUCACCCAGCAGCUUCCAUGAAGCUGACUCGAGAAUUUGGAUUAUGAAGGAAGACGACCCUCCCAUAGAAACGGAGCCAGAAAGCGGACCUGAGAGCGAGACGAAUACAAUGAUCAAACCGAUCUCUAUGAUGAAACCGGAUAUGGAGACACCUGAAGUAGGAUUGUCCGAUGAAGCGAGUCACCAGUUGCUUCAGGAACAACUGGCAGUAUUGCGUGCUGAAAAGGGAAAGCUGUAUCUUGAAACUGAAGUGUUGAAACUGAAGAAGGACAAGCUCAAGUUGCAAAUCAAUUGUUACUCAAACGAAAUAAGGAAACAAGAAAUGGAGAAGGAGAAGCUUAGACUUGAAAUCAAGCUACUUCAGUCUAAAGUUAUGGAAGACACUAACGAUGUAUCGCAUUACAUCUUUGUGCCUUAACUUCUCUGAUUUUAUCAUAAAGUGAUUGUAAAUAAUAUUUUGCAUUGCUUAAGAAGAUAUAUACUUGCAUGUGGGUAUUACAGAUCGCAUGCUAAUAUAUCUAGAUAUAUGUUUAUUGCUAUAACAGAGUUUUAUCUGUGAAAUUAUCAAAAUGAAUAUUGCCAUAUUGGAAGCAAUAAACGGAUUUUGCUACUAA